Molecule: messenger RNA, 2494 nt
Organism: Melopsittacus undulatus (budgerigar)
Lineage: Eukaryota; Metazoa; Chordata; Aves; Psittaciformes; Psittaculidae
Gene: HAUS6
Product: HAUS augmin like complex subunit 6
Exons: 9
Coding region: 316-2334 (672 amino acids)
Biological process (GO): spindle assembly
Cellular component (GO): mitotic spindle microtubule; HAUS complex
Molecular function (GO): microtubule binding
Source: RefSeq, a predicted model, not a curated record
AAAAAUACUGUUUUGAACAAUAGUUCCGUAGAUGAUUUAGAAGAGCAUACUUCUCAAUAUGUAAAGAGCAUCGUCAGUACUACAGACAUAUGUUCAGAAAACACUUGUGGAACCAAUGUUCUACCAUCAGACCGUUUUCAGGGUUCCUUAGUGGGUGGGAUACUGCACUGGAAUGUAUCUUCAUUGUUAAAUUCUCUCAGUGAUGAAACUGCCCGCUUGGGGAUACUGGGUGAGACAUUUGAAGGAUGUCUUGAAAAAGUACUUAGUAACACAGAUGCCAACCAGUCUGCAAUCUUUGAGUCUUCUUUUGAUGUAAUGGACAGCCAAUAUGUAACAGGUGGUUCAAAAAAUGAAGGUAUUGAAAGAUCAAAGCUAGAUAUACAGUGCCUGUUCAACCUACAUAAAGCACCGGAAAAGAUGCCAUCUACAAGUGAAAAGGAGCUGCAUCAACUACUUAGUGAAGGUGAAUCUGUAAGCUCUGUAUCAUCCCCAAGUCUUGCACCAGAAGAAAGAGAUGAAUUUUCCGGUCCUCAAGAGCUCUUCUUUUUGGAUGAAGAAUUUACCAAGACGCCAUCACCAAAAUCUCUUAAUGAAAUAAAAUAUUCUCUGUCAUCUUUGCUGGAAUCCUUUCAACAUCUAGGGGAAAUGGCAUCAACGGCACACGAAAUCCCAUUAGACUUAAAACAUAAAUUGAAAGAUGUUUUGGACUCUAUUCCUGAAGAAAGUUGCGAGAAAGAUGAUGGGGCAUUGGAAACGAUGAUGGAUAAACCAACGCCACCAUGUUUCUCUUCAGCGGCUUUGGAGAUGGCAAAAGCAUCUGAAUACAGAGAAUUGUUAGCUGAACAGGUUGCAGAAGCAGUGGUGUCUGGGUCGACUCCGAAUGGUGAGAGAAAAGGAAUGGCAUUAGACGAUCUUACUCUCUCAUUGUCUUUUGACCCAUUUAUAACAAGAAAGCAAAUUCCCCGCACUCCAGAAAAUCUGCUUACAGAAGUCAGAUCAUGGAGAAAAGCAAUUACGACUGAGGACUCAUCAGACAUAAAGCUGAACUUACCUGAGGUAACAAUAGAGGAAGGUCCAGUGGAUACGUACGUCUAUAAGAAGAUCGCAGGCUCUAGACUUACGUGCUUUGACCCUGCAUCUUCUGUACCUGACUUUGAUCCUGCCCCAUCAGAAAGCAAGUCCCAAUUAAGUUCUACAGAAUUUAGACCUCAAAAGCAGAUGAGGAUAAGUCAUAUUGAAUCUCCAGUUUCAGAAGCAUCUGGAAUACAAGAAAGUGAGAGAACUGAAGCACAGGGGUUAAAAAAUACUGUUUUGAACAAUAGUUCCGUAGAUGAUUUAGAAGAGCAUACUUCUCAAUAUGUAAAGAGCAUCGUCAGUACUACAGACAUAUGUUCAGAAAACACUUGUGGAACCAAUGUUCUACCAUCAGACCGUUUUCAGGGUUCCUUAGUGGGUGGGAUACUGCACUGGAAUGUAUCUUCAUUGUUAAAUUCUCUCAGUGAUGAAACUGCCCGCUUGGGGAUACUGGGUGAGACAUUUGAAGGAUGUCUUGAAAAAGUACUUAGUAACACAGAUGCCAACCAGUCUGCAAUCUUUGAGUCUUCUUUUGAUGUAAUGGACAGCCAAUAUGUAACAGGUGGUUCAAAAAAUGAAGGUAUUGAAAGAUCAAAGCUAGAUAUACAGUGCCUGUUCAACCUACAUAAAGCACCGGAAAAGAUGCCAUCUACAAGUGAAAAGGAGCUGCAUCAACUACUUAGUGAAGGUGAAUCUGUAAGCUCUGUAUCAUCCCCAAGUCUUGCACCAGAAGAAAGAGAUGAAUUUUCCGGUCCUCAAGAGCUCUUCUUUUUGGAUGAAGAAUUUACCAAGACGCCAUCACCAAAAUCUCUUAAUGAAAUAAAAUAUUCUCUGUCAUCUUUGCUGGAAUCCUUUCAACAUCUAGGGGAAAUGGCAUCAACGGCACACGAAAUCCCAUUAGACUUAAAACAUAAAUUGAAAGAUGUUUUGGACUCUAUUCCUGAAGAAAGUUGCGAGAAAGAUGAUGGGGCAUUGGAAACGAUGAUGGAUAAACCAACGCCACCAUGUUUCUCUUCAGCGGCUUUGGAGAUGGCAAAAGCAUCUGAAUACAGAGAAUUGUUAGCUGAACAGGUUGCAGAAGCAGUGGUGUCUGGGUCGACUCCGAAUGGUGAGAGAAAAGGAAUGGCAUUAGACGAUCUUACUCUCUCAUUGUCUUUUGACCCAUUUAUAACAAGAAAGCAAAUUCCCCGCACUCCAGAAAAUCUGCAUAAAGAUCAUUUGGAUGAGAAGCAAGCCGUGAAGGAACCAUCAUCAAAAUAGAAUUUUGUUAAGGAGAAACAUAAUUGAUUUACUAUGGUUAUGGUUCACUUGAGAGUGUAACAUCUUCUCCAAGCAUUACCUGGAUGAAGAAGUUGCAUUUCUGUUUUCAGCAGAGGCUGUAUUCCAGUCUCAGAACACAGAAUAAAAACCAUCUCUCAAA